This is a messenger RNA of Alternaria burnsii, 2175 nucleotides long. RefSeq lists its product as uncharacterized. The transcript has a single exon. Lineage: Eukaryota; Fungi; Ascomycota; Dothideomycetes; Pleosporales; Pleosporaceae. Bases 1 to 2175 code for a protein of 724 amino acids. The record is from RefSeq and is a predicted model, not a curated record.
AUGGCCCCAACUCCUCAUCGAAUCGCACAAACAUCUACCGAGCUCAAAAAACUGGCCAAGAAAAAUGGCCCGCGUCUUAACGAGCGGCAGCAGAAGCAGCUCGACCGCGAGGCCGAAUUAGAACAGCGCGCCGCCCGCGCCCGCAAAGCCGAGGAGAGUCGCAAAGCAGCCAAGAAGAAGCGCGAAGAAAAAGAGGCGAAGGAGGCAAGAGCAAGGCAACAAAUUGGUGUCGGACUAGCGACUCAGCUUGCUGGAUAUAGUCAUACGCAGGCGCAGUUGAAGAAUGGCAUGGAAGCAUUCCUAGGACUGAGCAGGAAGAAGGAUGAGGAGAAGCGUAAAAAGAACUUGGAACUCACCAAGAAGCUAGAAGAGAUUGCGGAACAGAUGGAGAAGGAGCCAUGGGAUGACGACGAUGAGGAAGACACGGUAGUCGAUUUGCCGGAGACGACUGCAUCCUCCGGACAGCAGUGGACCGAUGAUGACUUAGACGACGACACACUUCUCGAAGCACAUGAUAUGGUCAUGUCAGAUCCGGUAGAGGAGCUACAGCCUGUUGUCCAGCCUACUGAGUUCGUUGCUCCGAUCGCGCCCGCUCCGCCUGCUGUCGUACAACCCCUUGCGCCUGUCAACCCUAUCGCCCUCACUCCGCUCGUCGCAUCAAAUCCUCUGCGGCAACCAAUUCCUGUACAGGAUGACCGCGAAUUCGCACGUACUCACGGACCUAUAAACAAAGCGAUCGAGGCUGCCUUGGACAAACUGCCCGAGCCUCUGAUUGAACUGCUGUCACAAGAUCUUUCGCUCAAAACACCAGACUGGGAUCCUUCACUGGGGCUGCUGCACAAGCUGAAUCCAGUAGGGCUGCCACCACAUCGUCUGCGCGUCAAGGUCGGCUGCACUGUAACAGUGCUUCGGGAUCUUAAUACAAGCAGCCAGUUGUCCAAGAGCCAGCACUUGCGAGUCUUACGCUGUGAGAACGAUCGAUUAGAAUGCUUGGUGUUAGAUGGACAGCUACAGGGAACUAAGACCUUCCUGACGCGGGUUCCAUUCAUCGCAAAAUACAAGAAUCUGGAUCAGCAUCCUUUUCAACGCACACAGUUUCCCAUACGUGUGGCCAUCGACUACACACCGUCCGGCGUGCCACGGGAUACAUCAAGAUCAGGGUUUAAGCUCCCUUCGAUACCUGGGCGUAUGCCACCUCCCAGCUUGGCGAAAAAACAAACCCCCCCUGCUAUCAAAGCAAAGCCUACCACAAACCAGAAUCCGGGCUUCAAGCUUCCUGGAGUUCCAGCAUCCAAGUCCAGCUCGUUCACUGCAGUUGAAUCCACGUCCGUUUCGAAAAAGACUCCGUCAAUACCACUACCAUCAACCGACUGCUGGGAUGAUUUCUUCGAAAGCAGUACCCAGGUUUCGCGGGAGCUUGCUUCAGAAGCAAAGCCCACAGUCAAAGAGCCACCGAAGCUUUCAACGGUUGCAGUGCCUCCAGUAAUUGAUGAUAUCCCUCCUAUAUCGACCCAAGACUUCGACUUCUCUCUGGACGAUCUCGACGAAGAGCCGCGGAAAGAGGAGGAGAAAUGUAAAGUCGCUCCUGUCACGGACGUUGUGCCUAGCAAAAUUUCCGCACCACUGCAGGCGAAUACAGGGAAUCCUCGGCCCUUACAAAGACCAAUGUCUUUGCCGUCUCCCUCUGAGCCAGCAAAGCUCUCAGUCAACCCCACCUCUAAGCCGGUAAAAUCGUUGACCGGCCCUGUAAGAGCCGAUACCGCUGUUACGCAAAAAGAAUCCACGCCACGGGCUUCUGCGAAUUCCAGCAGGCCCUUAACUACUUCAAGACCUCCUAAGAAGAUAGCUGGGAAGUGCCUGAACCCAGGUCCCUUUGCCUAUGGGAACCUCCAGGAACAACUCGCAAAACUUAGGGCGUCUCAGCUACCAAAGUCUAUGACUGGCCCUUAUGCGAAGAGAAAAGCUACAACAACGCCAUCCGGACAAUCUGCUUCUCCUCCAGCCAAGAAGCAGUGCGCGCCAACAUCGACACCGCCUUCGAAACUAUCUGCUGUGGCACCGAGGACGAGUCAAUGUUUCGAAGACUCUGCUAUGUCGACGCAGGAAGUGGCUUCUUUCUUUGAUGACGAUGACGAUAACAUGAGUUUUAGGUCGUCACCACCUAUUGCAGUAUGA